Molecule: messenger RNA, 6853 nt
Organism: Sus scrofa (pig)
Lineage: Eukaryota; Metazoa; Chordata; Mammalia; Artiodactyla; Suidae
Gene: TASL
Product: TLR adaptor interacting with endolysosomal SLC15A4
Biological process (GO): regulation of toll-like receptor signaling pathway
Source: RefSeq, a predicted model, not a curated record
AAAAGGGGAAGAAACACCAUUCUGUGGCUCGAUGUGGGUUUGGCAGUUAUUGCCUCCCCCUUCCUGGGACUUCCCACUGUUCUUUAGCACAAAUCAAACUUGAGCAAAAACAAGUUUUUCCAUAGGAUCAGUUAUAAAAAAAACAGCAACUGCGAUGAUCAGCUUAAUGACCAAGUUUCUUGGUCUUACCAGUGAAAAGUAGACUCACCAAAGGCUUGUGAACAUUUCUGGCAAAAGCACUGGCUGGCUUGUUCAUCUCUUAUAUGGUCAAUCGUUGUGUUUCUGCGGGACCAAAGGCACAGACUGGUUAGUGAAGUCUCUUCCAGAAUGCUGUCAGAAGGGUAUCUCAGUGGACUCGCCUACCAGAAUGACAUCUACUGGAACUGUACAUCUUGUAACGAGCAGGUAGUUGAGGAAAAAGAAGAGACUGAAGCCACAGCUGCUACUGCUCUUUACUAUUCCCCUGUGGACAAAACGCAAGUCCGAAAUCUCUAUGUGAGCUGCAAAUCCUCUGACAAGUUUAUUUCUUCAGUGCAUUCGAGAGAGAGCCAUCCUAGCAGAAAUCCGAUGAUCACGGUAUUGCAAGCCAACCCCAAUCCUGUGUUCGAAAGCCCGAACUUGGCCACAGUUGAGUUAUAUAGAGAUCCCAGCAGAGAGACCUACCUGGUUCCUCCUUCCUGCAAGAGUAUUUGCAAGAAUUACAAUGACUUACAUAUCGCAGGGGGCCAGGUGAUGGCCCUUAAUUCAGUGACAACGGAUUUUGCCUCCGAGGGCAGUUUCGAACAUGGCCCUUUGCUGAAAUCGUCUGAGAUUCCUUUGACCAUGGAGGAUUCCAUUUCCACUCAGCCCAGUGACUUGCCACCAAAACCCAUCCAGCGCUAUUCAUCCUACUGGAGAAUCACCAGUGUCAAAGAGAAAAGCAGCCUGCAAAUGCAGAAACCUAUUUCGAAUGCAGUCCUGAAUGAGUACCUGGAGCAGAAGGUGGUGGAGUUAUAUAAGCAGUACAUUAUGGACAAUAUGUUCCAUGACAGCUCUCCUACACAGAUUCUGGCAUCUGAACUCAUUAUGACAAGUGUGGACCAAAUUAGCAUUCAAGUCUCUAGAGAGAAGAACCUGGAGACCUCAAAAGCCAGGGAUAUAGUCAUUAACCGUCUACUACAGUUGGUGUCAACUGAAAUCAGCACACCGAGUCUCCAUAUUUCUCAGUAUAGUAAUGUGAAUCCAUAGAGAAAAGGCUUCUAUUCCUUUUGCUCAACUCCUCAAAUCUUAGGCAACAAUCAUUCACUGACUCUGAGAAUGUGCAGGAGGGUUGCUAAGGGGAGUCAUGAACUGGAGAAACAAAGGUCUGCUGGAGGUCAGGUGUGGAUUAGGAGGGAAUCUGCUAAUAAUAACAACACAUGAAGGAAUGUAAUGACUUCAAAGCGACGGUUGGAUAGCAACAAAGCAAAAAUAAAAACGAUCAGAAAAUAAAACAUAUGAUUCCCUUAAGGGAACAAAGAAAUUGAAAAAGACACACCAAAGAAGAACACGCACCAUGGCAAAACUAGAAGCCAAAGGUUUCAGGGUAAGGAGUUAAGACUACGUUUGCCACUCAAGUAAAUUCCUCCAAGUUGUUUCUCCUUGAGGGAAAUGGACUGUGAAGGCUGCUAUAUUUGGGUAGAAAGACAGGUUCAAACAGGUCUCAAAAUAUGUUUCUAUCUCUUUUCUCUAUCCUGUAACAGAUGACUUAAAAAUACAUUCAUAAAUAUUAAAAUAGUAGCUAAUUGCAAUUGUGUUUUUAUUUUUUAUGAUUACUUAGCUACAAAAAGCCACUCAACUCUAAUUCUGUUUAUCAGGUGAGAUGAAGUUUUCUAAAUGGAAAAUACCACAUGAUGAAUAUUCAACUAUUGUUUUAUUUUGCUGUGUUUUGUUUUCUGGUUAGUACUAAGCUUCUAAAGAAAUUAUGGAUUUUAUUUCUCCCAUUUUAAUAUAUUCUUUUCUUUUUGGCCACACAUGUGGCAUGCAGAAGUUGCCAGGACAGGGAUUGAACCUGCGCCACGGCAGUGGCAAUCCCAGAUCCUUAACCCACUAGGCCACCUGGGAACUCCUUAUUUUUCCCGUUUUUUUUUCUCUUCCUCUUCUACAUGCCCUCUUGACCCUUCUGGAGCCAGGAAGGGGUCUUUUUGGUUUCUCUUAUAAGCUCUAGGGUCUCAUGAUGUCAAAUUCUGUAAAUUCAUGAACUAGGAUGGUAGCUUUAUGAGAGCCUGACUGCUCUACUCUAUUCCUCUAGCUCAGGGCUUGGCAAACCAUGGCUCAUUGGCCACAUCUAGCCUGCCACCUGUUUCUUUUAUUGAGAUAUAAUUGACAUAUAACAUGUUAAUUUCAUGUGUACGCUGUGAUUUCCUAUUUGCUUAUUAUUAAAUGAUUACCACACUAAGUUGGGUUAUAUCCCUUUUGAACUCCCAUAAGCUAAGAAUUUUUUCAACCACUUUAAAAUGGAAAAAGUAAGAGCUCCCACUGUGGUGCAUGGUUUAAGAAACCGACUGCAGCAGCUUGGGGCCCGAGUUUGAUCCCUAGCGUGGGGCUGUGGUUAAAGGAUCUGGUGUUGUCACAGUUGCGGCAUAGGUCACAACUGUGGCUCAAAUUCAAUCCCUGGCCAGUAACUUCCAUAUGCUGAGGGUGUGGCCACUGAAAAAAUAAUAAAAUGGCAAAAAUAAAAAAAGAGUAUUUUGUAACAUGAAAAUUGUUAUUCAAAUUCAGUGUGCAUAAUAUAAGGCUUUAAUGGAGCACAGCCACACCCAUGUGUGUAUUCUUUAUGGAUGUUUUCACAAAGAGCAGAGUUCAUUAAAUGUGACAGAAUAUGUGGCCACUGAAGCCAGAAACACCAUCUCUCCUUCCACAAAAGAAUGUGCCAACCCUGUUCCACAGCACUGCCCUGCCCUGCCCAUACAACAGUUGUUUGUCUUAGUUUUGCUUCCUUGAGGAAGCUGACUCUGAGAUGGAGACUGGCCAGCAAGUUUACUGGGGAGUGUUGGGUAUAACCUCUAUAAGGGAGUCAAGAAAAGAGAAUUGGUUUCCACCCAGGCCUCGGGAAUCUCAGGGAGCUCUGGGAUUGGGAUGGCCCUUCAAAAUGGAUUCAAAUUGAAAUGGGAGGCUUGGCUUUGGUUCUCUUGCUUGACCACCAGGGGGCGUAACCUGAGGUGAGGCAGUUCAGGGAGCCUUCAGCAGCCAAACUCCUAACAGCUGUUGGGGUAAUGAGUUCCUCACCCAGGAGGAGGAAUGUGGGAAGGGGACAAACAGCAUCCUCUCCAUCUCUAUUUGUAGAAUGAUUCUCCCCGCCAACAUGUAGAAAACAUGGAGAGAACCCGGUUUUGAAAUAUUUAUUAAGAAAUGUCAUUUCACUGUUUUAAAACAUAUCAUAAUAGCCACUAGGUACUAAUUGCUUGCCAUGGUACCUGGCACAAUGUUAGGCAUUUUGUAUGAAUUUUAUAUAAUUCUUAGUAUAACCUCAACAAAGGGUGCCUAUGAUUCCCACCCCUCCUCCCCUUUUUUCCCUUAAGGCUGAUGAGCCACUUGGGCUCAGGGAAGUUAGGUAAUUUGCCCAAGGGCACCCAGUGAGUGGUGGAACUAGAUUUUAAUUCAGUUCCAUUUUACUGGAAAAGUCCUGGUUCUUAACCACUACCACCUGCUCUCCUGUUGACCACCUUAUUUGUCUCGUUAAAGACUGGUUUUCUACUCCAAGGGAAAAUAACUCUACCAUUAUGUUACUUCUUUUCUUUAUAGUGUUCUGUUUGCUGGUAUUUAUUUGCUUAUCUUCCCCCCUCUGAAAUUGAAGCUUUGACUUAUUCAUGUUUUUCUCCAUGUCCUAAGCAGUAUUUGCACCUAGUAGGCAACCAAUUAAUACAUGUCAAAGGGCUAAACAAGUUUUGGCAACAUUGGCUACUGCAUCUGAUGGUUGAAACUAAAAACCCAUCAGAAUGAAAAAUAGAUACUUCUGACUAGAAAACAACUGCUACUGAGAGUUCCUCUUCAAGAAGAAAAUGGAAUAGAUGAGAUUAAUUUCUUAUAGCAGGUUAGUCAAUUGUAUAAAAUGUAUUAUAAUACUAUCACAGAUGUUUUCGCCUUUGAUUACCUGAGAAAUGAUUUGUUAGAAGUCAGUCGUUUCUUGUUUUUUUGUUUUUUUUUCAGUGAGCAUUUAUUUGAUGCUGCUUUUUUGGAGCACUGUGUGUUAAACGCAUGCAAAGGCAACACCUAUGUAUGUGUGCCACACACAGAGGAGUAGGCCCUUAUCUCUGAAAGCUUAUCAUGUUGUUAGACCUGGCAAAUAACUCAAGAACAAGUAACAAAGCCACUUGGCAAAGAACUUGGCUAAGUGUCACCAAAGGGGAUACAGUUAUCAAUGGUUGCAACACAAGUAUGGUUAAGUGCUGAAAAGAUGUAUUAGGAGGUAUCAGUGGAAGAGACCAAAGCAAGUAGGGACUCCAAGGGGAAAUGAGGGUUUAAAUUACUUUUGAAGAAUAAGAUAGGAGGUAGACAGAUGGAUGGGAAAGGUUUUCCAAGCAGAGGCGUGAGAGCGGAAUGACAGUCAAUGGCUAGAAUUGGAGUUGAAGGAAUGCAUGAGUGGAUUAAUUUUCUAUUACCAUUUUAACAAAUGACCAUAAAAUUUGUGGCUUAAAACACCACCAACUUGGAGCUCCUGUCGUCACUCAGCAGAAAUGAAACUGACUAGUAUCCAUGAGGACAUGGGUUCAAUACCUGGCCUCGCUCAGUGGGUUAAGGAUCCAAUGUUGCUGUGAGAUGUGGUGUAGGUCACAGACUCGGCUCAGAUCUGGAGUUGCUGCAACUGCGGUAUAGGCCAGCAGCUACAACUCUGAUUGGACCCCUAGCCUGGGAACUUCCAUAUGCCCUGGGUGUGGCCCUAAAAAGACAAAAAACAAAAAAACCAUCAACACAUCAUCUUACAGUUACAGAGGUAAGAAGUCCAAAACCAUUCUGACUGGGCUUAAAUGAGGGUGUUGGGAGGUUGGCCUACAUUAUGGAGGCUCUAGAAAAAAAAUAGAUUUCCUUACCCUUUGCAUCUCCUCAGGGCGGCUUCCUUCCCAAUUCAUGACUGUAUACUACCCCCACCAGUGGUAGCCAUCUGCGCCUCCUGCCUCCCUUUUAUAAGGACCCUUAUGAUUACAUUGGCCCCACCUGGAUAGUUGAGGCUAAUGUCCUCUUGCCAAGAUUCUUCAAUUAAUCACAUCUGCAAAGUCCUUUUUGCCUUGUAAGGCAACAUAUUCACAGGUUCCAAGGAUUAGGAUAUGAAUAUUUGCUGGGGCAAGGUAGGGAGGGGGACAUUAUUCCGUCACAGACAGGAUCUUUUUUUUCCUCGAUUGUCCACAAUUUACCUCUCCACUAUCAAUUCUCCUUAUUCAAGAUGAACACGUCCAGGAGUUCCCGUAGUGUCUCAGUGGAAAUGAAUCUGAUCAGUAUCCAUGAGGACAUAGGUUCGAUCCCUGGCCUCGCUCAGAGGGUUAAGGAUCUGGUGUUGCCAUGAGCUGUGGUGCAGUUCACAGACGCGGCUCAGAUUUGCUGUGGCUGUGGCUGUGGCGCAGGCCAGUGGCUACAGCUCCAAUUCGACCACUAGCCUGGGAACUUCCAUAUGCCACGAGGGUGGCCCUAGAAAGAUUAAAAAAAAAAAAAAAAGAUGAACAGGUCCAUGUUUGCUUACAUAUACGAAAUAGUUUGCUUCCUUUUCUGCCUGCUGUCAUCCCACACAGUAUAUUUUGUUUUGUCCAAAUACACUAAGCCACUUUUUCUUUUGCUCAUUUUAGACAUCCUUUUUUGGACUCUAAUUAUAUUUUUUUCUUUCUGUCUUUUAAAAUGUUUCUUUUUUCCAUUACAAAGGUGAUACUUGGGAGAUCCCAUCAUGGCGCAGUGGAAACGAAUCCGACUAGGAACCAUGAGGUUGCAGGUUUGAUCCCUGGCCUCGCUCAGUGAGUUAAGGAUCUGGUGUUGCCGUGAACUGUGGUGUAGGUCGCAGACGCGGCUCGGAUCCCGUGUUGCUGUGGCUCUGGUGUAGGCCAGCGGAUACAGCUCUGAUUAGACCCCUAGCCUGGGAACCUCCAUUCGCCAAGGGAAGGGCCCUAGAAAUGGCAAAAAGACAAAAAAAAAAAAAAAACCAAAGGUGAUAUUCACUUACUCUAGAAAAUUUGGUUAAGUUUUAUUCUUGCUUAAGUUUUACUUAUUUGGAUAAGCGAAGUAGAAAACAUCGCCUUUAAUUCCUUUUCUUUUUAUGGCCGCAUCUGCAGCAUAUGGAAAUUCCCAGGCUAGGGGUCGAAUCAGAGCUACAGCUGGAGUCUGUUGCACAGCCACCGUAACACAGGAUCUGAACCACAGCUUGCAGCAACACCAGAUCCUUAACCCAUUGAGCGAGGCUAGGAAUCAAACCUACAUCACCACAGAAACUAUGUCAGGUUCUUAACCCCUUAAGCCACAACAGGAACUCCUCACCAAUAAUUCCUCAAUCCCCAAAUAUUCAUAGUUAACAUUUUAAGUGAAUUUCUUUCUCCAUAUACUGUUAUUUCUGUUUUUCAUUUCUGCGAGUAGUGAUUAUGUUAUCUUGAAUAAAAUACUGUAUCUUUUGUUUUACUGACACUGUAACAGAGGUGAAAGUUUUCAAACUAAUAGAUUUGCAUUAUUCACCUGUGGAUAAUCUCAGUUUUUUGCUUCCCUACACACUCUUUGAUAAUAAGUGACGUUUUAUGGACAUUUUUUUUUCUGUUGUAGAGCAUUGGGCCAAUAUAAUCAGGAAAUUUUGUAUGUUAAUAACAAAAUCUCUGAGUUGUGUUAACCUAGAAUUUGGCAUUCAAUAAACAUAAUUUGGAUUAUU